Messenger RNA from Suillus discolor, 1875 nucleotides. RefSeq lists its product as uncharacterized. The transcript has 11 exons. The record is from RefSeq and is a predicted model, not a curated record. NCBI's taxonomy places the organism in Eukaryota, Fungi, Basidiomycota, Agaricomycetes, Boletales, Suillaceae. Bases 1 to 1875 code for a protein of 624 amino acids.
AUGUCUACUCCAGUUCAAUCUUCAUUGGCCGACCUCAAGGCAUCCACUGCUCAACUUGUAGGCAUCAUUGCCGGCGCUCGGCACAUCCUGGCCGGCUCAGUGGACGUCCAACUUGCUCUGACAAAGCAGGUCACCACUCUUUUGGCUGACAUCAUCUGGGCCCAUGAGAAAGGGGAAUACAUCCCUGGCAUUGUGGCGUCCUGCUCUAAGAAGCUGAUGAGGGUGCGUUCCAUGACUCCCCGGGCAUUGCCCAACUGGCACGGCAUUGGCCAUGAUGACCCCCGGGUGGCUAGACACGCCUGGCGCAAGCAAGUCCGUGCCUGGGAGGCGUUGGGUGACAAUUCCUGUGAUCUCCCUGUUGUUCCUAAUCCUUCCACUGGCCCACUGACUGUCAACCUUCCGUCUCCACCUGUCCCUUCCCCCACACCUAUUCCUUCCCCCGCCCCUGUCAUUCCCUUCCCCCACACCUAUUCCUUCCCCCGCCCCUGUCAUUCCCUCCCCUCCCGUCGUCGCCGGACCUUCCAGCAAGACGGGUACCGAGUUCCAGGACAAAGGAAAAGUCGGAGGGAGCAACAAGAGGAAGUCCCCGAUGAUUUCUGGACACUCCUCCCAACCUCCAAACCAUUUGUGGAGUUGGAAGAUGAUGAAGACCCAAUUGUUCAGCCGAUUUUGUGUAGAGUGCCAGAGGUCGUUCUUCCCCAGCUCUCCACCAUUGUUGUAAGGACACCCCAGUUGCCUCGGUCACCUGGUUCCCCCAAGAAGCAAUCAUUUGGGCCUGCUUCGCUGACUGCUGGCAGUCGUCUGGAGGUCAUGAAAUCUCCCAUCAGUUGUCCGGAGGCUCGGGCAACCUCCAGCAGUCGUCCGGAAGUUGAGGAGUCCUCUGAUGAUACAUCCAGCGCUUCGGAUGGUGACCCCCCGGCCAAUACCACAUUUGAUAUCACCAUUCCCGGCCCGAACAACCCCUGCCAUUAUUGCGUCAAGGAGGAUUGGCCCUGCGCGACCCAUUUUGACAAGAGGACCAGCCUCCCCUGCUUGUCUUGCAUCCGCUGCUCCACCAAGAAGAUCAAAUGCAACCCUGCAUCUCUGGGAUCCCCGCCCAAAUGGACCCGAGGGAAGUCUACCACUGGCCGGACGCGUUCCAAGACAUCUGCCCCUGCUCCAUCCACUGCUCCGUCUCCCUCCCUGUCAAGGGCCCAAACUCAUAGUCAAUCUCAUGGCCCGUCCCGAACUCCGGCCAUCCCUGCUGCAACUACACCCCAGGUGCAGUCACGUGGUCGCAGCAAGACCAUCACUACCAAGAAGACACCUGCACCUGCACCUGCACCUGCGCCAGCUCCUGUUCGGUCUUCGAGCUUCGCAGUGCCUCGUGCAGCACUCGAUGUUCCCAUGCUGGAUCUCCAUUCCAUGGCAAUCGCGAUUCGGGAUGGUGCAGCUCGCAUCGCUAUUCUUGAGGCUCGGCGCACAGUGGUCGACCAGCACCCUUCAUUUUCACUUCCGGACACACCGGCCAAUGCAACAAUCUUGCUUGAUCAAUCCGGUCCCCACCCGUCCAUUUCACCCCUCCCCUCCGCACUUUCCAACCUCAUUGAUUUGGACAUUUCAGUGAUGCAACCCACACCCUUGACGGUUGAGGAUGGAUCUGCUAUGGUAGGUCUCAUGGUUGAGCCCACCCAAGUUCAGCCUGAGGGUCCACGAUCCUCCGGCGAAAUUGUGCUCCCAGAUGAACCAGGCAACCUCUUGCCAGAAUCCUCUGGCAAUAUUGUGGUCCCUAAUGAACCAGGUAACCUCCUGCCAGAAUAUGAUUCUUCUGAUGAGGAGUUGGAUGUUGAGGGGAAGGUUGAUCUUCCUGGUGAGGAGGUUGAAAUGGCUACAUAA